Molecule: messenger RNA, 1152 nt
Organism: Corylus avellana
Lineage: Eukaryota; Viridiplantae; Streptophyta; Magnoliopsida; Fagales; Betulaceae
Source: RefSeq, a predicted model, not a curated record
AUGGCCUUCCAAGAAGCCCAUUCUUCUUCUUCUUUAACCCAUCCAUCAACUUUCGAUGUAUUAUUGAGUUUUAGAGAUGAAGAUACUCGAAACAAUUUUAUUGCCCAUUUAUGCGCAGCUUUGCGUCGAAACGGAAUUAACACCUUCAUGGAUGAUAAGCUUAGAAGUGGAGAGAAAAUUUCACCAGCACUUCUCAAAGCCAUUGAGCAGGUAAAGAUUUCAAUUAUUUUAUUCUCUAAAAACUAUGCAUCAUCUCAUUGGUGCUUGGAUGAGCUAAUAAAGAUCCUCGAGUGUAGAGAAAUAAGGAAGCAACAAGUUUUACCUUUGUUUUACGAUGUAGAUCCGAAGCAAGUACGGAACCAAAUUGAAAGUGUUAGAGAAGCAUUUGCCAAACUUGAAGAAAGGUUCAAGGAUGGCGAAAUGAAGGUGAAUGGGUGGAAGACAGCCCUAAGCAACGUGGCCAAUUUGUCGGGAAUGCAUCUGGCCAACAGGACAUUUGAUUGUGGAUCAACGUUGAAUCAUUUAGAUCUGUCAAGGAGGGAUAUUGUUACCAUUCCUCCAUGCAUUAGAAGAUUUGUUGGGUUGGAGACCCUUCAUUUGAGAAAGUGCGAGCAACUUCAAGAAAUCCUAGGACUUCUACCAAAUGUAAUCAAAGUGGAUGCUUGGGGGUGCGUGUCAUUGGUGAUACUUUUAGAAGAAACUAGAAGAUCUCAAUUGUUUAAUACAUGGGACACACAAGAGCCUGUGGGAGUUGGAACCGAGUUUCCGGCACUACAGUCAUCGAGUCUUGGAGAUAGUGUCGUAACAGAAUCAUAUUGCCCUUUCAGUUUGAGAAAUCUAGAUCUAACAAGUAGUGCUAUUGUUAGCCUUCCUACAUGGUUCAAUAGAUUUGUUGGAUUGCAGUGGCUUUUCUUGAAUGAUUGCAAGCAACUUGAAGAAAUUCCAGAACUUCCACCAAGUAUAGAGCAAGUAUAUGCGAAUGGAUGUCUUAUCACUGAAAAUUUGUCAUAUCCGUGUAACAGGGACAUCCUAAGGACCAUAAAUUUGGCUAAUUGCUCUCUCUCUGCUGUUAUUGCCUAUACCUCCGAUGUAGAAGAUGAAGAUGACGAUGAAGAGGAAGCAUGUAUCUCUGAAGACUAUGAACAUAAUUAA